Alternaria atra is the source of this 1893-nucleotide messenger RNA. RefSeq lists its product as uncharacterized. The coding region runs from base 1 to 1893 and encodes 630 amino acids. The transcript has a single exon. Lineage: Eukaryota; Fungi; Ascomycota; Dothideomycetes; Pleosporales; Pleosporaceae. The record is from RefSeq and is a predicted model, not a curated record.
AUGGUCGAUGUUACCAUAAUUCAGCCUCAUGUCGAUGAACGCCCAUGUGAACCUCCGCAUCCGGCUGAGGGCCCUUCCACGUCCCAAGAUGCAAGGACUCCACUUCAAUAUGAUGAUCUGCCACAGGACCACAGCAUUCGAGUCAUCGAUUUGGCCCCCGGCGCCUGGGACGAGCCUGUUAGGUGCUCCUUGAGGACAGUUCGUUUAGACGACAAUAAUCUUUGCUACGAAGCGAUCUCCUACGCCUGGGGAGACCCCACAGACCGAAGAACCUUAGUUUGCAACGGGUCCGUUGUCAGCACAACACGCAACUUAUUCGAGGCUCUGCAGCGCUUCCGGUACGAUGCUACUACGAGGACGCUUUGGGCAGACGCGAUAUGCAUAAACCAAGCCAACAACGAAGAGCGAACAUCUCAAGUGCGGCUGAUGAGUUUCAUCUACAAAAGAGCUGUUCGGGUGGUUGUAUGGCUGCAACAUGACGAUGAUCAAAUAGUCCAAGAUUCUCUGAACGCUGUAUGCCGAUUUGCACGCAAAGAAGAUGGUUUCACUCGAAUCGAGAUCCAAGGACCGCAUACGCCAAACCAGAGCACGCAGGUCUUCUACCGAUGGCGUGAUGUAGAUGUGACCAGCAUUACUGGAGAAGAAUCAUCCGAGGUUACUAAUGUCGCCAUCGACGCUCUGUGUCAUAUUUGUUCGUCACCUUGGUUUGGUCGAGGAUGGGUGAUUCAGGAAGUGGUAUUAGGCACCUCGGUGUCUGCAUUCUGGGGUCACGCUGAAAUCGGCUUCAACUGGCUGGGCAUUGCUGUUAGUUCUGUCAUAUCGAAUCAUUCAACCGGCUGGAGUCACAAAAUGGAUUACUGCCUUCUCCUCUACCAGAUCUCCGUGUCACACCGUAAUCUCAACGGUACAUGGAGAUCUCUCUACAGUCUGAUUCACUCCACUAGCCACUUUGUGUUCAGCGAACCAAAAGACAGGAUAUAUGGGCUACUUGGAUUGAGAACCCUUGAGUGUGACCCUGUAAAUGGGCAGUCUUUUGUCGACCCUGACUACAGCAUUACGACCACGGAAUGCUAUCGUCGGGUGGCUGGAAAGCUACUUUCUGACUGGCACGAUCUUAGAGUACUUUCCUGGGUGUACCAUAGUUCCGAAUUCGCCAGUAACUGGCCAUCAUGGGUGCCAAAUUUUGACGAAACGGAUGUUAAUACAUUCAUAGGCUCUCGAGAGCCACGCCUCAAAGAGAAGGAGAGACCUAGUCUUGUUGAUAUUUUCGAAAGUGUCACCGACGAGAAACAGUGUAUCAAUAUCCCAGGUUUUAGAGUCGAUGCCGUAGAUCGGGAAGUUGAAGAAUAUGCCAAUCUAGGAAACCUCAAAGUCGAUUGUCACGCACCUACACACCUGCAAGCUGUGCUCCGCACGUUGAGCCGCCUAUACGAUGAUGCAUAUCUUGCCUCUACACUGGGGAACUGGCAAAAAGAGCUGCCACUGGACUGUGGUCGCAUUGCGAACCUUGUGAGCGAAUAUCGUACGUUUAUGAAGAGAGACUUUGUUCAAGACAUGUAUUUGGAGGCGCUGUUAACGAGACUAAGCUUCGAUUCUGAGUCUUCUUUCGAACCCCACGCGGACAGGUUCUUUCGUCGAUGCCUCCAAGAUAGAACAGGUCGUACCCUAUUUGUCACCAGCACGGGAAUGCUAGGUCUUGGUCCGAAGGUCGCACUCCCAGGCGACAUCGUAGUAGUUCUACAUGGCGCCUCAGUACCUUUCGUUCUCCGACCUGCAGACAACGGCUUCUGGAGACUUGUAGGAGAAUGCUACCUGUACGAAGUCAACGAGGGUCGCUUUCACAGAGAAUGGGAAGAGAAAGGCAGCGUAUCGGAGAAGUUCUGUAUCUACUGA